AUGUUGUUUGGUUUCAGUAGUUUAUCUUGUUCUGCGCUUGGUUUGCUUGGGUGUGAAGCUUUAAUGGGUUUAAUCCUCCAAUCUGUCUCUAUAGCAGCCGCCGUUCGUGUUUCGUUUUGCUUCUGGGACUUUCACUUGGUUUGGGUUCCCCUCUGUUUCGAUCCUUCCCGUUCGUCUGGUGGGUUCCUUGUUGUUGCUUUCCUUUCUGUUCGAGAGCUCAUCUCUUCUCUGGUGCUUCUAUCGAGGCGAGUCUCCGUCGUUUCCGACAUCGCCGUAUCCGGGAGUCAGUUCUGUGGCCGGGUUAUGAAGACAGUGUUAUGUCUUUUCCUCUCCGGUUGUUUGGAGCGUAGUUUCCCUCUCUUGGGCUUGUCUUCCGGGGAUUUUCUGGUAUCCGCCGGCUCUGUGGUUUGGUUGACGUUCUAA
Messenger RNA from Microthlaspi erraticum, 423 nucleotides. The record is from the annotation of a GenBank genome assembly. NCBI's taxonomy places the organism in Eukaryota, Viridiplantae, Streptophyta, Magnoliopsida, Brassicales, Brassicaceae.